Lottia gigantea (owl limpet) is the source of this 732-nucleotide messenger RNA. RefSeq lists its product as hypothetical. Lineage: Eukaryota; Metazoa; Mollusca; Gastropoda; Lottiidae. The record is from RefSeq and is a predicted model, not a curated record. The transcript is spliced from 2 exons. Bases 1 to 732 code for a protein of 243 amino acids.
AUGAAUAUUAUUUGGGUUUAUAUUACGUUCGGUGUAAGUUAUCUUAAUAAAGCACGGGAUAGAGAAUAUACAAUCUGUAAGAAUAGAAAGAUAUCAUUGGACUCUAUCUGUAAGAAUAGAAAGAUAUCAUUGGACUCUAUCUGUAAGAAUAGAAAGAUAUCAUUGGACUCUAUUUGUAAGAAUAGAAAGAUAUCAUUGAACUCUAUCUGUAAGAAUAGAAAGAUAUCAUUGAACUCUAUCUGUAAGAAUAGAAAGAUAUCACUGGACUCUAUCUGUAAGAAUAGAAAGAUACCAUUGCACCCUACCUGUAAGAAUAGAAAGAUAUCAUUGAAAUCUAUCUGUAAGAAUAGAAAUAUAUUAUUGAACUCUAUCUGUAAGAAUAGAAAGAUAUCACUGGACUCUAUCUAUAAGAAUAGAAAGAUAUCAUUGGACCCUAUCUGUAAGAAUAGAAAGAUAUAUUGCACUCUAUCUAUAUCAUUGCACUCUAUCUGUAAGAAUAGAAAGAUAUUAUUAGACUCUAUCUGUAAGAAUAGAAAGAUAUCAUUGAACUCUAUCUGUAAGAAUAGAAAUAUAUCAUUGCACUCUAUCUGUAAGAAUAGAAAUAUAUCACUGGACUCUAUCUGUAAGAAUAGAAAGAUAUCAUUGAACUCUAUCUGUACGAAUAGAAAUAUAUCACUGGACUCUAUCUGUAAGAAUAGAAAGAUAUCAUUGGACUCUAUCUGUAAGAAUUGA